UUUCAAGAAAAAAAAAAGAAGUUCAAUUCCCCAAGAGAAUUUAUAGCUGCUCAACUCACUCCCUCCCUCUCCAGCCCUCAAAUUCCAUCUCUGCCUGCUUUCCAGAAAGAAUCACCAACAAAUCCAAGACCCAAUCUCUCUCUCUCGCUCUACAAAUAUGUUGUUCUUCUCGUACUUCAAGGAAUUGGUGGGGAGAGAAGUGACGGUGGAACUGAAGAACGAUCUCGCCAUUAGAGGAACUCUUCACUCCGUGGAUCAGUAUCUCAACAUCAAGCUCGAGAACACUCGUGUUGUCGACCAAGACAAGUACCCUCACAUGCUGUCAGUGAGGAAUUGUUUCAUUAGAGGGUCAGUUGUGAGAUAUGUUCAGCUACCCCCUGAAGGAGUUGAUGUUGAGCUACUCCAUGAUGCCACCAGAAGGGAAGCCCGCGGCGGCUAAGCCGAAGGAUAAUCCGAUUUUAGUCUCUGUUGGUCAACCUUCCUUUGUUAGGCUUAAACUGGCAUUUAAGUUUGAAGUUGAACUCACCAAAAGCUGGAAAGAACUGCUUUUUCUUGCACAUUUGUAUUUGUCUGUCCUGUCCUCGUGUCAAACUUAUUAAUAUUCUUGACUGGAGAGGGGUUAUUGUUUUUUGGGAACCUCUCUAAAUGCUCUCUAAUUGCGUGUUAAUGCGAAUUUAAUGAAUUGUUUACCAAACAAAGACAUUGUAAACAAGUAUGACUCGUGAUAAGAGGCAUCACUCUUUUUAUUA
This is a messenger RNA of Morus notabilis, 749 nucleotides long. Its product is annotated as sm-like protein LSM2. The record is from RefSeq and is a predicted model, not a curated record. Gene Ontology annotation, cellular component: P-body; U6 snRNP; Lsm1-7-Pat1 complex. Gene Ontology annotation, biological process: mRNA splicing, via spliceosome. Gene Ontology annotation, molecular function: RNA binding. NCBI's taxonomy places the organism in Eukaryota, Viridiplantae, Streptophyta, Magnoliopsida, Rosales, Moraceae. The coding region runs from base 158 to 439 and encodes 93 amino acids. The transcript is spliced from 3 exons.